GCGGUGGGGGAGGGUCCUGGUCGCCAGCUCCGCCCGAUUCCUCCCAGCCUUUUAGGCGUCUGCGCGCCCGGGACCUUCCAGUGCCGCCAGGUCCUCCUCACACAGCACCGGUGCUCCAGACCUCGCAGCUAGCCCAGUCCUCCCGCUCCUCACCUCCCUCGGGCCGGACCACCCCUCACCGCAAUCAUGGACGCCAUCAAGAAGAAGAUGCAGAUGCUGAAGCUGGACAAGGAGAAUGCCAUCGACCGCGCCGAGCAGGCCGAAGCUGACAAAAAGCAAGCUGAGGAUCGCUGCAAGCAGCUGGAGGAAGAGCAGCAGGGCCUCCAGAAAAAGCUGAAGGGGACUGAGGACGAAGUGGAAAAGUAUUCUGAAGCAGUGAAGGAUGCCCAGGAGAAACUGGAGCAAGCCGAAAAGAAGGCCACCGACGCUGAGGCAGAUGUGGCCUCCCUGAACCGGCGCAUUCAGCUGGUAGAGGAAGAGCUGGACCGGGCACAGGAACGCCUCGCUACUGCCCUGCAAAAGCUGGAGGAGGCUGAGAAGGCAGCUGAUGAGAGCGAGAGAGGAAUGAAGGUCAUUGAGAACAGGGCCAUGAAGGAUGAGGAAAAGAUGGAGCUGCAGGAGAUGCAGUUGAAGGAGGCCAAGCACAUUGCUGAGGACUCAGACCGCAAAUAUGAGGAGGUGGCCAGGAAGCUAGUGAUCCUAGAAGGAGAGCUGGAGCGCUCAGAAGAGAGAGCUGAGGUGGCUGAGAGUAAAUGUGGGGACCUAGAGGAGGAGCUGAAAAUUGUUACCAACAACUUGAAAUCCCUGGAGGCCCAAGCAGACAAGUAUUCCACCAAAGAGGACAAGUACGAAGAGGAGAUCAAACUGCUAGAGGAGAAGCUGAAGGAGGCUGAGACCCGCGCAGAGUUUGCCGAAAGAUCUGUGGCAAAGUUGGAGAAAACCAUCGAUGACCUAGAAGAUGAAGUCUAUGCACAGAAGAUGAAAUACAAGGCCAUCAGUGAAGAGCUCGACAACGCACUCAAUGACAUCACCUCCCUCUGAGCCCACACCAGUGUGGCCACCUCUCAUCUCUUCUCCUCUUUCCAGUCUCUCUAUGGGAAAGGGGCAGGCAGGAGGAGCGAGAACUGGCAGCAUUAGAGGGAGAGCCUCCAUCACUCCCGCCUCCCACUCUGGCACUGGCUUCAUCUUUCUCUCUUCCCACUGCCCCUUCCACCUGCUGCCCUCCAUCCCUCUCUGCUGCUUAAUAAACUCUGAACUUGGUCUCCAUGCUGUUUUCCUGCCCUCCAGAGAACACUUCAUCACUGCCACAGAGCACUGGUUUACCCGAGACCUUGGCUCUUUCUGACGUCCCCCACCUUGUGACACUCACCCCCCUGCACUGAGCCAUCCCACAACACACUGGCCCACACGAGACCACUCUGCAUGGCACUGCCAGUCUGUGGCUGUCUGACUUGCUGCUGCAUGUGGGCAUGUGAGACCCUGUCAAGCACUGUCACCCCUCUGGUGCCUGUCACUGACCUUGGAGCACCUAGCUGGGGAGCUGGUAUGUAACAGAAUGACUGGAAGGGAAAUAGGAUGGUGAAGCACAAGGGAGGGGUAAGAAUGUUGUAAAGGUCUGGAAGGAAGUUCAGAAAAGUGUUGGAUAACAGCAACAGGGGCUUUCACUGCAGCUACAGGUCUGUUUUCUGCCUCCGUUCUGUCUGACCUUGCCUUUCCUGGCUCAGACUUCUUCUUUCAGUUUCCAACUUUCCUAAACCUUCUAAAGAAGGAGGGUAAAUUACUUUAUGGCCUAGGCCAGCCCACCCCAUUUGCAUGACCCCAACGCCAUGUCCAUCCUGGUCCAUCCUUCCGUUUGCCACUGUCGUACUGCCUCAGGUCCCCGAAGGCCUGUGUCUUCCUGUGUCUCCUAACCCACUCUGUAUUGGUGUUGCCUUCCCUGUCCAUUCCUCCUUGUGUCUUUCUCUUAUGUCCCCCCAUUCCCAUGCUUCUCCCAUGCUCCUUCCUCCUGCUUUCCCUCCCCCUCCUCACCUGCUGCUUCCCCUCACAGAGACCUUGGCCAGUGCCAAGGAGGAGAAUGUGGAGAUUCACCAGACCCUGGACCAGACUCUGCUGGAACUCAACAACCUGUGAGGG
Fukomys damarensis (Damara mole-rat) is the source of this 2133-nucleotide messenger RNA. RefSeq names its product tropomyosin 2 (gene Tpm2). Gene Ontology annotation, molecular function: actin filament binding. Gene Ontology annotation, cellular component: actin filament. The coding region runs from base 187 to 1041 and encodes 284 amino acids. The record is from RefSeq and is a predicted model, not a curated record. The transcript is spliced from 9 exons. Gene Ontology annotation, biological process: actin filament organization; muscle contraction. NCBI's taxonomy places the organism in Eukaryota, Metazoa, Chordata, Mammalia, Rodentia, Bathyergidae.